Phlebotomus papatasi is the source of this 2107-nucleotide messenger RNA. It is a transcript of the gene Sin1, whose product is annotated as stress-activated map kinase-interacting protein 1. Gene Ontology annotation, molecular function: phosphatidylinositol-4,5-bisphosphate binding. Gene Ontology annotation, cellular component: TORC2 complex; cytoplasm; plasma membrane. The transcript is spliced from 2 exons. The record is from RefSeq and is a predicted model, not a curated record. Lineage: Eukaryota; Metazoa; Arthropoda; Insecta; Diptera; Psychodidae. The coding region runs from base 299 to 1741 and encodes 480 amino acids. Gene Ontology annotation, biological process: TORC2 signaling.
CGGGUGGAAGUGUCCAGUGAUAUUCCUAUUGGAAUUUGUUUGUCAAAAACGCGUUGCGAAAAAGGAAAACAAGCAAGAAUUUCCCAGAAAAUAGUGCGAAAUAGUGUUCUUUGACCGUGAUUUGGGGCAUCUUAUGCUGACUUUCUAUGUUUUCGCUCGAUGGCCGUUGGAGAAUUGUGUAAAAGCCAAAGUAGACAGUUGGUGGCUCUGAAAGAGACUUCUUCACAUUCCUCUCCCGAUUGCUAGUGGAAUCUUGGGCAAAGGAGAGCGUAGGAGGAAGAGGAUUAGCUUUUCCCCCAUGGCCACAUACAAUAAUCCCCACUGGCUGCUGUGUCACAUCCGCAACUCCUUCAUCUCCACGGAUGACACGGGGAUGUGUGAAGCUGUGAUGGUGAGUGAGGAUCUGCCCAGUCAGUUUGCCCAGAUGCACACAAGGCGCCCAGAAACUGGACACAAUGGCUUCGAGGACACGCAGGACUUUGUCUGCUACCCAGGCCUCGAUCAAAGUGACGACGAGGAUGGGGAUCUUCUGUCCCAGUCUUAUGACAUCCAUGCAGAUCCUGACAUUGGACUCCAUCGGCAGCGCUCCAAUACAGCCCAGAAUCUCGAGCGAAUGGAGCUGGCCAGGCAGAAAGCUGCCAAAAUCAGGCGUGUCAAGUGCGAUGACAGCCUCGUGAGCCUUACAGAUGCCGACAGGGAUGCCCUAUUUGUCCGGCGUGAUGUCAUUCCGGCCAAACCAAAGCCAGUGUCCCUACUAACUGAGAAACUGCUCCACUGCCCCAAGCAGACUCAGAACAAAUUCCUCGAAUACGCGCGAUUCGACGGCACGGCCCAGACGGGAGUGUCCACGCGCACCCUCAAGAUUUUCCUCACGAUGCUGCCGGAGAAACAGCGCAAUUACCCAAUUCAGGUUUGUGUGCUGUCCACUGCCAAGAUUCACGAGUUCAUCGGACUCAUCUGCUACAAGUGCUCCAUCGCCAAUCCGGACGUCGCCCUCAAGUCCGUUCGCAACUACGGUCUCUACAUCACGGAAGAAGAUGGCGAGGUGGAUGCUGACUUCCCUCCUCUCGAUGGCAGAGAACCCUGCUCCAAGUUCUGCUUCAGCCAUUUGGCGUUGGUGGAGAGGAAAGCCACAGUGGGCCGGAUAGACCAAAGGACGAUGUCAGUGACGUCGGAAGUGGAUGCAGGAGGGGGGUUCCUGCUGGAGGAUCCGAAAGUGGUGAGUGCACAGGCGAAUGAGGAUAUGGCCAGGAUGUUAGGGCAUACGACGAUGAUGGAAGCACCGAUGUAUCGAUCGUAUCGACUGCACAUGCUCCAGAUGCCCUUCAUCCGGACAGAGAUCCAGCUGGGAAUAUCCGGUGAGAAGGUGGAAAUUGAUCCUGUGCAGCAGAAAAACCCCAAAAUCUGGCCAAAGCAACGAGCUAUCAGCCAUGCAAUGAACAGUGUGGCCAUGUGUGAGAUUGUGGGCAGCAAACCCCAUCGGGCAAUCUUCCGGAUUGUCUACAGAGUGCCGAGAUCGGGUGCUGAGGAGGCUUCGACGUCCUUUGGGGAAGCCUCACCACAAACCAGUUCCUCCACCUUCAAGCACUACAACUUCGAAACAGACCCACAAACUGCCAAGGAGAUUGUCGAAAAAAUUCGAAAUAUCCUAGAAGUAAGGAGCAGCGCCACCCGGCGGGAGUUCCUGAGCUUCCGUGAGAGACGAAGAGGACAUGGGAAGAAGUCCUUUUCGCUCACUUAACCUCAAAUUCAGGCCCGAAUAUUCUCAAGAGACUUCCGUAAAACAAAAAACAAAACAAAAAAAAACAAACAAACACAGCCAACCCAACCAGAAAGUGUUCCCGGAGAGUUUUCUCACCAGAGAAUUACUCCUUUUACCUGCAAUUUCUCAAUCCACCAGCAAAACAGCUCUUUUAUUUUAGGGAUUUUUUUUCCUUUUUUUUAGAAUAUAUUGAAUGUACUUUUGUUGUUUUUUAUUUCUUUCGUAGUUGAAUGAGUUUCUGCCUCUUUCGUAUGUUGACGCGUUUAUCUAUGAUUGUGAUAUGAAAGUGAAAUCUUUACUACUUGUGUAAAUAUGUUGCAGAGUGAAUAAAUUGAACUGAGCAUA